Molecule: messenger RNA, 3042 nt
Organism: Danio rerio (zebrafish)
Lineage: Eukaryota; Metazoa; Chordata; Actinopteri; Cypriniformes; Danionidae
Gene: slain1b
Product: SLAIN family member 1b
Source: RefSeq, marked validated
UGUGUGUGUGUGUGUGUGUGUGUGUUGUGUGAUGUGUGCUCUGUGUGUGUGUGUGUCUGUCUCUUCAGCUGCAGAUGUGAAUGACUGAAGGAGAAGAGCUUGCGACAGGACUUCGCCUCCUCCUCCUCCUCCUCCUCCUCUAAUAACCACCGCCGCUUCCAGUGUGGGAAUCACAGCGCUUCACAUGAUGAUGAGGAUGAAGAUGAUGAGGAUGAUGAUGAAGAGUACGCUCAGCUGCCUCCUCCACAGCCACGUCUGCAGCAGCGCAGCCUCCCGCAUUCACACACAUUCAGCAACAUCAGAGAGUGGAGACGCAGCAGCAGCGCAGCCCUGCAGACACACACACACUCACAGAGCAGCAGCGCAGAUUCGCUGAGGAGGAGUAUGCCGGACCUGCUGACCGCUGUGAGUCUGACUCCAGCACUGAACUCUGUGUCCAUCAGGAGCAGCCAGAGCUUCGAGUCCUCCAGCGCUCUGAUGAGGACCUGCAUUCCAGCUCCUGGUCAUCUGCAGACUCGUGUUCAGAGUGUGGGGAAUUUCUCCAGUCGUCCGCAGCUCAAGGCCACGGCGUACGUCAGUCCCACCAUCAAGAGCUCGUCCUGCAGCUCGUCCCCCAGCGGGCCCCAGUGUGUGUCCGGCAGCGUCCCGAAGGCGUCUGCAGCAUCUCAGAUCCCGUCCCGCAGUGGUCUGCCGCGGCCGGCGUCCUUCAUCGCGGCCGGCUCGAACCCUCGCAGUAAACUCAGCACACCUGUGCGCAGUGUGCUGACUCCACCAAAGAACCUGGCGCCGCUGAGCGCUCUACGGGACGGACACUGGCGGGACGGGUGUUACUGAUGGACACACGGGUGUCAGACGGAUGGACAGUCAGCGGCUCUGGAGCUGUGACGGGUCACGAGUGUCCUGCAGGUCAGGAGACUCACUGCAGCACCGGAGCACUGACUGACCACUGCUGCAGGAGGAGGAGCACAGGGGCGCCAUAUGCAAACACACACUGCACUGAACACCACCAUCAUCAUCAUCAUCAUCAUCAUCAUCAUCAUUAUCAUUAUCAUACACUCAUAGUAAUCUGAUAUAUGUCAUAUAUGAAACAUAUUUUGAAAGAUUGGAGUAUGCCAAAUGAGACAUAACACUGGAGAGGCCGUGUUCAUUCUGAAGCGCUGCUGCUGCUCUGUCUCAGUGUGGAUGAGGGAAAACGGAGACAUCUGGAAACGGAGGCGGGGCUGCUGAGAUUCGCUCCCUGAUUGGGGCUUUUGUGUCAUUGCGUAUCCUUCCCUUAUUGGUCAAGUCCCUAUCACAUGACAAUAACACAUGGCUUUAACGCUACCGGGAGACAGCAGACCAGCGUUCACUGUAAACAACAGCAUGCACACAGAAAUGGGAGCGUUGUUUGCACUAUUGUCUGUUGUAGGCAGUGGCGUAGCGGACGGGCCCGCAGGGCACGCACAACCGAUCUACUUCUCCUUUAUUUUAACAAUUUAAUUGGACCGUUUAUUCUUUUCUUGUUCACAAUCACAGAUAUUUUAGUGACAGUUUCUGAACUUGUCUGAGUUUAUUUCAUAUGAAAGAUUACUGCACAUUCACUAACGUUACACAUCUAUAAUGAUAUACUGUAUUCAAACAGCAAUAAAUUUAGUUAAAUAAACAUGCUUAUAUGUAGUGCAAUUAUAAAUACCCCUUUAUUAACCAUAGGCUGUUAAACAGAAACGGUAGAACGUGAUGACGUCAGUGAUAUGCAAAUUGACGUAUGACGUAUCCAACCCCCCCCCCCAACCCCCCCUUCAUCAGGGGUUGUAGGCAGCAUUGUGUAGUUAUUCAUUUGUUACAUUUAGUAACAGCUCGACCUCGUCGUCUGUCCACAAAUAUACCUCUGUUGCUUUCUUUGCCAUCGCGUUCAUUGUUCAACCGGCGUUUGUUGACCAACAAUAACCAAAUGCCGAGCGAGACGCAUGCUUCCUGUUUAUACUAGAACGUGCAUGCCCAGAGUGCGCCAAUGGUCACGUCAUAUACGUUUAUGGUGGCGUAGUGUGGACGGAGAUAUGUUCAGAGACGCUAGGUGAAACGACAGUGUGGAUGCGGAUCGUUUUUGAUCUAAAACAAAUUUUUAAAACUAAAAUGCACUAGUGUAAACAGGGCCUGAAUCUACAAAAGUGCCCCACCUUCUGGCCUAGUCAAAGCCCUGACCUGAAUCCAAUUGAGAUGCUGUGAUUAGACCUUAAAUGGGUGCUUCAUGCUGGAAAAGCCUCCAGUGUGGCUGAACACAGGGCUGUGUGUGUUGCGUUUAGUUUUGCCUUAAUAAUAAAAACCUUCAUUUAAACGCUGCAUGAUGAGUUUAUCUUUGACUAAUAUUUAAAUCAGUUUGAUGAUCUGAAGCAUUACUUUUUGAUAAACCUGCAAAAGAAUUUGAAAUCAAACGGGUCAAACUAAUUUUCACACCACUGUAUAUAUAUAUAUAUUGCAAUAACUAUGUGCCACUUAUCAAUAUAUAUAUAAACAUAUAGGCAUAUGUACAUAUUUCAAAUUCUAGUGGUUGAAAGAAAACAUACGCAGACGGCCAUUUCUGCAACAUUUCAGAAUAUGUUUCAUAAAGGACAUAUUAUACAGGUGAAAUCAUCAAACCUUCAUCACUACUAAUGAUCCUGAGCUGGUCUGUGUGAUUGAAGAUGGAGUCUGAGUUUUUGGGUUUUAACAAAAUUUUACACACGUGUGUGUGUGUGUGUGUUUAUAUGAUCAAUAGAUGACAUGAACUCUUGAAUCACUGAUGCGUAUGGACCAAUAUCUGCACUGAUUGUGAACGUGUUGAACUCUUUGGUUCUGUUUGUGACGGUGUGAAUCUGCAUUGGGGAUUUCUCCGUUCUGCUCUGGAGUCGGGCUGUUUCAGAUGUAGCUCUGGGUUUAUUUAUAUUCAUUCUUCUGCUGAUUUAUAUGUGUUGAAUCUAUUUAAUUGGCGUUUGCUCCGCCACAGAUUUCUCCUGGAAUAUUUGUUCAUGACUGAUAUUUUAGGAUUGUACUAUUGAAGUGCAAAUAAAGUUUUGUUUGUUUUUA